GAGGAAACAGACUAUAAAAGAGAGAAAACGAAACUGAAUUUAUUCACCAACAGAACUUCAGCAGCAACAAGACUCGACACAAUCUCCGCCUGUAAAAGACAGAUAUGGCAUAUCGUCAGCUUGAGGCAGAGGAACCAUCAGACUUCAGGAUUGCACUUGUUGGGAAAACUGGAGUUGGGAAGAGCGCAGCAGGAAACACCAUCUUAGGGAGGAAGGCUUUUAAAUCUCAGCCGUCUCCGUCCUCACUGACAGAAAAGUGUCAGAAGGAAACAGGAGCUGUUGCUGGUCGAACACUGGCUGUUGUUGAUACUCCAGGUCUGUUUGACACCAAGAAAUCUAAUGAGGAAGUGAAGAGAGAGAUCGCUAAAGCCAUCUCAUUUGCUGCUCCUGGUCCUCAUGUGUUCCUGAUCGUGAUCCAGCUGAACAGAUUCACUGAAGAAGAACAAGAAACAGUGAAAAUCCUUCAGGAGAUGUUUGGAAAAAAGUCAAGAAACUACACUGUGGCCUUGUUCACCCAUGGAGAUGACCUGAAGGAGGCGGGACUCUCCAUAGAGACAUUCAUUAGUCAGAAUCAGCUUCUCCGUGACUUCAUCAGUCAGUGUGAUGGAGGUUACCAUGUGUUUGACAACAAAGACAAAGAUCUCCUUCAAGUCACUGAGCUGGUGACAAAGAUCAACAUUAUGGUUCAGAGAAAUGGAGGAAGCUGCUACACCAAUGAAAUGUUCAAAGAAGCAGAGAGAGCCAUAAGAGAAGAAAUGAAACGUCUGAAGAGAGAAAAUCAAGAUAUUGAUCAGGAACAAGCGAGAAGAAAGGCAGAGGAAGACAAUUCAUUUAUUAGGGCGGUUCUAAUGGGAGCUGGUGCUGGAGCUGCUGCUGGAGCUGUAGUGGGAGCUGGUGCUGGAGCUGUAGUGGGAGGUCCAGUGGGAGCUGGACUUGGAGCUGCAGGGGGAGCUGUAGGGGGAGCUGUAGGAGGAGCUGCAGCUGUGGCAGUGAAGAAGGCCUGCAUCAUACAGUGAUAUUCAAUAUUAAUGAUCUAUUAGCUGCAGCUCAUAACAGGGAAUCGUCAUGGUAACAGUUUAACCUUUUAUUUGAUCACAUUCAUUUUUUUCUGCUUUUUAUAGAUCAUGAGCAUCUUCAUUAAUCAUUAUUGAUUAUUCUUCAUGUCAUUAAUGGGACACUUUCUAACUCUUUAAUGUAAAACGAUCUACAUGUCAUACUGUGUAAUAGAAGCUGUAACAGACUCCAGACACACUGCACUUGUUUUAUUGAAUUAUGCAUCAUUAAUCAAAAAGAGGAAACAAACAUUUUAAUAAAGUUAGGUUAGAUCAGGUGAUGUGAAGAAUGAAGUGAGGUGUUGGUUCAUAUAUCCCCAUGUGAUUCAUCUGUCUUCUAACACUUUAAUAAACAAAAAUGUUUCAGAUGAAAAUCUGACUCUGGGUCAUUAUUGAUCAACAGUUAUUUAAGUAACAGGCUUGAACAUUAUGGAUGAAUGACUGUUGAUGUGUUGAAAGUACAGUGCUCUGACUCCUGCUGGUCAGGUGGUAUCUCACACUGUCACAUGUCUAAUCACCUGUGUUGU
Seriola aureovittata is the source of this 1579-nucleotide messenger RNA. RefSeq names its product GTPase IMAP family member 9-like. The record is from RefSeq and is a predicted model, not a curated record. Bases 105 to 1016 code for a protein of 303 amino acids. The transcript is spliced from 2 exons. Gene Ontology annotation, molecular function: GTP binding. NCBI's taxonomy places the organism in Eukaryota, Metazoa, Chordata, Actinopteri, Carangiformes, Carangidae.